CAUGAGUACUCUACGGCUUCAAAAGAGGUUGGCAGCCUCCGUGUUGAAGUGCGGCAAGAACAAAGUUUGGUUAGAUCCUAAUGAAACUAAUGAAAUCGCUAACGCCAACUCAAGACAAAAUGUAAGAAAAUUGGUUAAGGAUGGUUUAAUCAUCCGCAAGCCUGUGGCAGUUCACAGCAGGGCUCGUGUCCGUACAAAUGAAAUCGCUCGUCGUAAAGGAAGACAUACCGGAAGAGGUAAAAGAAAGGGUACGGCCAAUGCUCGUAUGCCUGAGAAGAUUGUCUGGAUGAGGAGGAUGCGUGUUCUUAGAAGACUAUUGAAAAGAUACAGAGAUUCCAAAAAGAUCGACAGGCAUCUGUAUCACGUUUUGUACUUGAAGUGCAAAGGUAAUGUCUUCAAGAAUAAGCGUGUUCUCAUGGAACACAUCCAUAAGAAGAAGGCUGAACGUGCAAGAUCCAAAUUGCUUGCUGAUCAAGCUGAAGCUAGAAGGAAUAAAGUCAAGGAGGCAAGAAAGAGACGAGAGCAAAGAGUAGCUGAAAAGAAGCAAGAACAGCUAAGAAUGCACGCUAAAGAAGACGCUGCCGCCAAGAAAUAA
Dimorphilus gyrociliatus is the source of this 595-nucleotide messenger RNA. Lineage: Eukaryota; Metazoa; Annelida; Polychaeta; Dinophilidae. The record is from the annotation of a GenBank genome assembly.